This is a messenger RNA of Scophthalmus maximus (turbot), 2090 nucleotides long. It is a transcript of the gene bin1b, whose product is annotated as bridging integrator 1b. Lineage: Eukaryota; Metazoa; Chordata; Actinopteri; Pleuronectiformes; Scophthalmidae. The record is from RefSeq and is a predicted model, not a curated record. The coding region runs from base 398 to 1702 and encodes 434 amino acids. Gene Ontology annotation, molecular function: tau protein binding; phospholipid binding. The transcript is spliced from 16 exons. Gene Ontology annotation, cellular component: cytoplasm; synaptic vesicle; plasma membrane.
GAUAGCCUGUUUCUCCACAUCUGAGCUCAAGUCUCCAUCAAUUAACUGUAAGAGCCGAGAACAGGACGAUAUCCGACUCUGGCCCCUCCGCUCUCUUCCCCCCCUUUUGUCAUUGUUGUUCUCCUUUUUAUUUUUUAUUGUUUUUUAUCCUUUUUUUUAAUUUUGGUGUCACACACAACCCCGGAUUGAAUUACGCAUUGCACCUUUAAGAAGCUGUCACCGGGAUUAGGUUUACGCGGAGUGAGCCAAGUCGCACAGCGGGGGGUUUACGCGCCGUCGCUGUCCAGGGGAGGCUCUCAUCGGCGACGUUUCUCCCUCUCCGUCUCUCUUCCUCUUUCCUCCUCGCUGGUUCCUGACGCUGUCGCCCCUGGGGGAGCCGUCCUGUACGCCGCGAGACAUGGCCGAGAUGGGGAAAGGGGUCACCGCCGGGAAACUGGCCAGCAACGUCCAGAAGCGCCUCACCCGAGCGCAGGAGAAGGUCUUGCAGAAGCUCGGCAAAGCGGACGAGACCCGAGAUGCUGCCUUCGAGGAGAUGGUGGCAAACUUCAACAAGCAAAUGACAGAAGGCAGCAAACUGCAAAAAGACUUGAAAGCCUACGUGACAGCAGUGAAAACUCUGCACGAUGCAUCGCGGCACCUGCAGGACUGUCUGGCCGAAAUGUACGAGCCCGACUGGUUUGGCAAAGAGGAGAUGGACUCGUUGGCAGAGGACACAGACACUCUGUGGUUAGACUACCACCAGAACAUCACGGAUAAAUCCGUGACCAGCAUGGACAUGUACCUGACUCAGUUUCCUGAUAUCAAGGCUCGUAUAGCAAAGCGCGACAGGAAGAUGGUGGACUUUGACAGCGCCAGGCAUCACUUCGCCUCCUUACAGAAAGGGAAGAAGAAGGACGAGGCCAAGAUCGCCAAGGCAGAAGAAGAGCUGGGUCGAGCCCAAAAGAUUUUCGAAGAGCUGAACGUGGAAUUACAAGACGAGCUUCCUGCACUGUGGGACAAUCGUGUUGGCGUCUAUGUUAACACAUUCCAGAGCCUGGCAGGUCAGCAGGAGAAGUUCCACAGAGAAAUGAGCAAGCUCAGCCAAAACCUGAACGACAUCAUGACCAAACUGGAGGAGCAGCGGCAGCUCAAAAAAGACGAAACUGCAGCAGAAAAGACAGUCGAGGGUGCGAAGAGUGACGAGGCCAACCACAGCGAAUCGCCCAGCUCACCACCAAAGAGGCCCGGCCCUCCUCCCAGUCGGCCUCCCCCGAGACCGUCGCCGUCUCCGGACCAGGUCCGGUCGCACGCCGGCCUGUUUGAAGACGAGGCCCCAGUCCCCGACACAAACGCAGACUCCGCCGGGACGAAAGCAACAGAGCAGCAGUGUGAGCCAUGGUCAGGGGCCUGCCUGCUGGACUGGGAUGUGGAGGUAUUACAGCCUGUCACAUUUCCAGCUCCCAAGAAUGCUGUGACCAAUGGCUCCGAAGGCGAACUCCCUGCUGGAUUCCUCUACAAGGUUAAGGCGAUACACGAUUACUCUGCCACUGACGGUGAUGAGCUGGAACUGACGAUCGGAGACGUUGUGCUGGUUCUGGCCUUUGACAACCCGGAUGAACAGGACGAUGGCUGGCUCAUGGGCAUGCAGGAAUCUCAGUGGUUGCAGAAGAAGGAGGCUUCCGCCAAAGGUGUUUUCCCUGAAAAUUUUACUCAGAAGGUUUGAGCUUCCAGACGCCUAAAGAUUCAGCCCCCCCCCCCGCAAAAAAAAUCCUCAGAUGUGUUAUCUGAGAAAGUCAAAUUAAAUGUCCAUCUCCGCAGCAAUAUGUAUUGGUACUGCAUGAUUAGAAAUCUGAACUGAUAUACACGGACAGCUCGAUGACGAAUGACACCAGAUGAUUUGUGUGUGCGGCUGAAAGCGGUGUUGGUUUGUACUAACCUGUGGAAUCAUCGCAGAUUUCUUUGAAAUGCCUUUAUGAAAAACGUAUUAAACAAAUGUUAAAGUGAAACAAGACAGAGAGACAAGAGGUGGGUUUGGCCCCAGUUAUCAAAAAAUGUUUGAGAUGUCAAAUUAUACACACCAAAUGAAUAAUAAACUUUUUUUUUGUCCCUUU